AAAAAAGAAGAAGCGUGUCUCAGUCAGUGAGUGCAAAGAGAUGGAGAUCAGAGAGAGAUGUGACUGUCGGCAUGUUCAUUUGGGACCCGCAUCCGACAAAAACUAAUAAAAAAAAAACCACCCCCCUUUCUUUGUUCCUCGUUCCUGACUCUGAGCACUCACUGCCAUGUGCUCAGCUUCUUCACCUUCUGGCUGGCUCUCUCUGGCGCUAGCUCUCCCUAAGUUCCAUGUGCAACACUACUGAGAGAGACAUUGUAAACACAAACUCAGUGCUCCAAAAAUGUCUGGUAUGAACUAAGAUUAUCACCCUCUGAACCUCUCAGUCUCUCUCUGUCUCUCUCUCGCUCUCUCGCAAUGGACCCAAAAACUCUUCUUGACCAUGUUCUUUUCCAACUCACUCCAACCAGAACCAGAUGCGAUUUGGUGAUUUUCGCCGGUGGUUUGACCGAGAAGUUGGCGACGGGGCUUCUGGAACCGUUCCUUUUGCACCUGAAAACCGCCAAAGAUCAGAUUUCAAGAGGUGGGUACUCGAUCACUCUGCGCCCGGCGGGCUCAGUUGCCUCCUGGUUCACCAAAGCAACUCUGCAAAGGUUUGUGAGAUUUGUUAGCACACCGGAGCUUCUUGAGAGAUUUGUGACUAUAGAGAGAGAGAUCGUGCAGAUUGAGAAUUCAAUUCAAUCAAGUGAAUCAGCGGAGGCAGAUGGAAAUGUUUCAGCUGCUGAUGGGAAUUUCAAAAGAUCAACCACCUCCUUGGAUUCAAAUGGAACAGGCAAUGGUGUCCCAGAAGAAAACUCCAAGAUUCGUCUUCAGCGUGUUCUGGAAACUCGAAAGGCAGUGCUCCGCAAAGAGCAAGCAAUGGCUUAUGCCCGUGCGCUAGUUGCUGGAUUUGAGCUGGACUAUAUCGAUGAUCUUAUUUCUUUUGCUGAUGCUUUUGGAGCUUCACGUUUAAGGGAAGCAUGCAUAAAUUUCAUCGAUCUAUGCAAGAAAAAGAAUGAAGAUAGGCUCUGGGUAGACGAAAUUGCGGCAAUGCAGGCAUUCUCUCAGCCAGAAUUGCCAUACUUGGGAACAUCUGGGAUCAUGCUUGCUGGUGAAGAUCAUGAAAAUAGUCAGAAUAUUAUGAUAAAUGUUCACCCAAAUGGUCUCUCCAGUGGGAAACAGAACGGCUCUGUAGAUGCAUCAGUGUCUGAUUCAACUGCAAGUCAUGGAAGUUUGGAAGGUAGCCAAGAUACUAGCUUGCCGACAUCAACUCAAAUACCAUCAACAAAUGGGAGAGCUCAAGCACCAAUGUCAUGGACAAAUCAUAUUCCUCAUUACAUGCACAAUUUUCAAGGUCCUGUAUUUCAACAAAUGCCCCCAUAUCCAAGCUACCUUUUUCCUGGUAUGCAGCCUGCUUCUUCAUAUUAUCCAGGGAAUAUGCAAUGGCCUUCAAAUGUGGAAGAUUCUGGUCCUGUUCAUGAUCAGGAACUAGAUAAUCAUCGGAAUCAUAAAUCAUCUUCUAGGAACAAAAAGAAACUUUCAAGUGGAAAAUUACUGGAAACUUCAGAACAAGAUGGAUCCACUGAGCCCAGUGACGCCAGUUCUGAGAGUGAAUCAGAUGAUGGGUAUUUGGAGCAUAGCAAAAAGUACUCUUCAAAAGAGCAGCUGCAUAAAAAGAAGCAUGGGAAGAAGCCCUCAAGAAAGGUUGUUAUCCGCAAUAUCAAUUACAUAACCUCUAAGAGGGAUGGAGAGAAGGACACUGUCUCGGAGGGGAAUGCAUCUGAUGAGGAUUCAUUCAUUGAUGGGGAUUCACUCAAACAGCAAGUUGAGGAAGCAGUUGAAUCAUUGGAGAGAAGACAUAAAUCAACUUCACGUCAUCAUAGGAAACAAGUGGGGGCCAAGCUUCCCGGCAUUGUAAAUGGUUCAAAUGAUGCUGCUGAUCAGGAAAUUAAGAACACAGUGGCUAAUGAUUCUGAGCGGGAAAAAAGAAAUGACCAUUGGGGUGCUUUCCAGGAUCUUCUUAUGAGAGACGAGUCAAGUUAUCUUGGUACAGAGCCAAACUCUGUAGAAGUCCAGGAGGAUUAUUUUAAGACUAACUCAGAAGAGGGAAGGCCAUUUUCCUUUAACCUGGAACAAGAGAAAGUUACAAAGCAACAAACGGUAUCAAGUGAUUCCUUUGUUGUAACAGAGAGGAAUGCAAGUAUGGAAGGGAAAACUCGCAUUGCAAAUUUUGAAGUUGACGAAAAUGUCCACCCAACUAUUAGGAAAGCAGAUAGCACAUAUGAGGAAUUGUUAUUUGUACAGAGAAGUGAAGAAUCAGGGAAUCGUUCCCAUGCUAAUAUAUCUGAUAAUGCUACCGAACCUUCCAUAACCAAAUGUCAAAAAGAAGGAGAUUGGUUCCUCAGUAGCCAACCAGAUAAAUCAGCAAAUCAAGAUGAAAGCAAAGAUCUCAACAUGUUUGAUGGUGUUUACAUUUCACCGGCAACUGUUGAUAUUUUUCAUGCUGAAAAAAAUAAAAAAGAUGUUUUAGCUGAUGACUCUUUCAUGGUUCAAGCUCGAUCAUUCGAUAAUCAAUCUGAUUCUCAACUGAGGACUGACAUAAGCAUGGUUUCAGAUAUUGUUGGAGCUGCUCAAUAUGAAUAUGGGACACCAGAAAUUUCACACGAUAAGCCUGAAGCUAUUGCUGCUCAUGAGCCAGAUGACCUUUACAUGAUGCUUGAUCGUGAUUCAACUGUAGAACAUGCUGUGGCAUCUUGGACUCCAGAAAUGGAUUAUGAGAAUAACAUUUUAUCAACUGAAGCCAAUAAGAGGUAUUCUGACAGUGAAACAACUGGCUGUGUUGAUGAUAAGCUGCCUUCUAAUGGGAAGGAUACAAAAGGUAAAAAAGAUGGAACUCCUGAGGGAAAAGUUACAAGUAAAGAAGCAAGGUCUAAACUUGUAAAUGGUUCCCUUGGGAAAAGCAAAUCUAAUAUUGUACCAGGGAGCAAAAAACCAUCUUCUGGAAGCCGAACUUCAGUUCCAAAGAGCAAAUUUGAGAAGGAAGAAGAGAGCAGAAAGAGAAUGGAGGAGUUAGCGAUUCAACGCCAGAAGAGAAUUGCUGAAAGAAGUUCUUCUAGUGGGUUUAGUGCAGCAACAACUAAAAGGACAGCUACAGUAAAUAAAACUGCAACGCCUUCCAUGAAAACUGAGAAGCCUAAAAUUCAGACCCCAAUCGAAGAGACCAAGAAACUACAUAAGCCAGUUCUUAGGAGUUCCACCAUAGAUCGCCUUGCAACUGCACGAAUAACUCAGAAGGUCUCGUCGACUCAAUCAAAGCCGGAGCAGCCCAAAAAGUCAACCUUGAAGGCAAAUGGUGUUGGUGCAACCACCUUACCACAGAAGACAGCUAGUGCUGAGAAUAAGAAACUGAGUCUAAACAAAGUCAAACUUUCAGAUGAGAUAAAGGUUCCUACGAAUUUAAAUCAGGCACUUUCUUCAGACUCUGAUGUUCAAGCAAAGGAUUCCAUGGAUUCCACAGCAGGAUUGCUAGUGAAGUCAUCAGCUGCACAAGAAACUCAAGCCAAUGAUGCCCUUGUUCUGAAAGACAUCAAGGAGCUGCACAAUACAUCUUCAACUGAGAAGAAUGGGGAAAAUGUGGUUUCACAUCAGGAUGACUUGGAUGAUGGAAACUGCAGUGGGAAUUCACUCGACAUGGCCUCAUCUGUGCCUAUUGAAGAUCACGUUCCACAAUUGAAUCAGCUAGAAGGCAAUGUUGAAGGAUUAUCUAAAGCAUCUUCUGUUCAUCCUGUAGAAAAAACACAUUCUGAAGGUCCCCAUGAAGAUAUUCCUGAAAUUACUAUACAUCCUAUGCCAGCAUCACCUAACAAAACUUUGUUGGCUUAUGCCGAGAAUAUCGAAGCAAAUGGAGCAACAUAUGACAAUGUACCUUUCUCAUCUGAAAUUUCUGAGAUAGAAAUCUCAACUCCACCACCAAGUAAUGGAGCAGUCUCUGAGCAAAUCCAUGCCAGGAAGAAAUGGGAAAGCGAUGAGAACUCUACUAAAUCUGCCAAAGGGUUUAAAAGGCUUCUCUUGUUUGGAAGGAAAAAGGCUGAAACUCACUCGUGAAUUGAUGAUCCUGUCAUAGUUGGCUGAACUCCGUGCUAACAGCUUAUGUGUUCAUGCCAUUCAUGAUGCCUCUGCUUUAGAAUAUUGGUUAUUCAAGGGCAAGAGGUAACUUCCCAGUAGAAUUGUUUGAUCAUGCAGCUGAUGUGUGCUAUAUAGCUGUUGAGUGGAAGAAAAUUGUUUGCUCUCAUAAUAAUAAUAAGGCUUUCGGUUUUGCUGCCAUACAAGGAUUUGAAAUGUUAUAUGCAUCUGAAUUUGUAAACAGGUAAUCUCUUAUGAAUUUGCUCUGAUGAUAUACACCUGGAGUGUUUUUUUUGUAGUAUGUAUUUUAAUUUCAUUCAAAA
Messenger RNA from Alnus glutinosa, 4421 nucleotides. Its product is annotated as COP1-interacting protein 7. Gene Ontology annotation, biological process: positive regulation of DNA-templated transcription; response to light stimulus. The record is from RefSeq and is a predicted model, not a curated record. The transcript is spliced from 9 exons. The coding region runs from base 355 to 4080 and encodes 1241 amino acids. Lineage: Eukaryota; Viridiplantae; Streptophyta; Magnoliopsida; Fagales; Betulaceae.